ACGAGCUGAGGAUUGAGAGGCUCAAUUCCCUCUCAUCCGAUUAGAUACACGGCUGAAUUCAGAAACUGGAAAACUUCACAGAAUUAUGCUUCCUUCCAAUCUUCGUUCUCCUGCUGAAAAUUUGUUCUUGCUUCCAUCAACAUCAUACUCGCCCUCUAAACAUGUGGAUGAGCUCAAAUUCAUCAAUGCGUAUGAUCUUCACGCGUCAGGGAUUUGGAUUUCGCGGAAUCAAAGUCCAAGAAAACGAAGAAGGACAACAAUGAGUGUUGAAACCAACGUGGUGUCUCCUCAAUCAGGGAACCGGCUUUACCUCGGUAUGGAUUUUGGUACCUCUGGCGCAAGAUUUGCGCUCAUUGACAAGGAAGGGGAUGUUUGUGCGGAGGGAAAGAGGGAGUAUCCGCUUUAUAAGAACCAUGAAACAAUCGAUUGGGCAAGAUCGUGGAAAACAACACUUUUUUCACUGCUUGAAGAUGUUCCAAAUCGUUAUCGUCAUUUGGUGGCAUCAAUUUCUAUAGAUGGCACAUCUGCAACUACCUUAAUCGUGGACAGCAACACAGGACAGCCAUUGUCAAAGCCAUUAUUGUACAAUGAGAGUUGUCCUGAUGCCUUACCAUUGGUGAAGUCUGUUGCUCCAGUGAACCAUACAGUCUGCUCUGCGUCAUCUACUUUAUGCAAGCUGGUUUCAUGGUGGAACAGUACUGACUCGAGUAAAGAAUCUGCUACAUUGUUACAUCAAGCAGAUUGGUUAUUGUGGUUUCUACAUGGAAAGCUUGGGGUUUCAGAUUAUAAUAAUGCUUUAAAGGUUGGCUACGAUCCUGAAAUUGACUCUUACCCACCCUGGCUUCUUGUUCAACCAUAUUCUCAACUUUUACCACACGUCAAAGCUCCUGGAACUUAUAUUGGAUAUUUGAAAGAGGACAUUAGAUCACAAUUUGGAUUUCCAAAUGAUUGCAUUGCAUGCACAGGAACCACAGAUAGUAUUGCUGCAUUUCUUGCAGCACGUGCAACCCUGCCAGGGCAAGCUGUCACUUCCUUGGGCUCCACGCUUGCCAUCAAACUAUUGAGUACCAAUAGGAUUGAUGAUGCACGGUUUGGAGUGUACAGUCACCGACUUGACAAUAUGUGGCUCGUUGGAGGUGCUUCAAACACAGGAGGAGCUGUUCUUAGGCAAAUCUUUACUGAUGAGCAAUUAGAAGAAUUGAGCAAACAAAUCAAUCCCAUGAAAAGUUCUCCUCUAGAUUAUUAUCCCUUGACUUCAAUUGGAGAGAGAUUUCCAGAGGCAGACCCACAAAUGGCUCCCAGAUUACAUCCACGGCCAGAAAAUGAUGUCGAAUAUUUGCAUGGAAUUUUGGAAUCUAUUGCGCGUAUUGAGGGAAAGGCUUAUGGGUUAUUGAAGGAUCUAGGAGCAACUGAAGUUGAAGAAGUGUUCACAGCAGGAGGUGGAUCCAAAAAUGAGAAAUGGAGGAAGAUACGAGAGAGAGUUCUUGGUUUGCCUGUGAGUCGGGCAAGUCAGACAGAGGCUGCCUAUGGAGCUGCUCUGUUGGCUUUAAGAGGUGCCCAAUCAUCCAUUCAAUGAGUGCUUUGUACUUGUACUUGUACAUUUGUUGAAGCUAAAAUGUUGAGGGAAUCCUUCUUUUUUUCCUUUUUCUUGCUUCAUAACCUGAUCAAUCUUUCUUUCUUGCUUAAUUGUGAUCAAUUGUCAAUUUUUUAGAAUAUUAAAUUACAAAUGGAGAUGAAAUUCAAACCUCUACCUCAAGA
This is a messenger RNA of Benincasa hispida (wax gourd), 1758 nucleotides long. The record is from RefSeq and is a predicted model, not a curated record. Lineage: Eukaryota; Viridiplantae; Streptophyta; Magnoliopsida; Cucurbitales; Cucurbitaceae.